AUGCAAACUACUAGUGUGUUAAUUGUAAACAACAAAGAACCUGCCAAACCAUCUACUCACUUUGGAUCUUACAGGCAAGCUAAAUACAGGUCGGAUAUUAUUAUAGUAAUUGUGUCAGAAAGCAAUGGUCAUGAAAAUAAGAAAGUUCAAAAUGAAAAAUCUCAUCACAAAGAAUUUCUUCACAAAGAUAAAAAUAAAGAUAAGAUUGCAUCCAAAUACGCGAAAUUCUGGGAGGGUGGCGGGCUAAGUCCCAGGACUCCCAGUUGCGGGCCCAGGAGAAGAGCAGACCUGGGAAAACCGGCGGCAGGUCCGCGCCUGCAGGUGGGAAGCCGUCCGUCCCGGACGCCGCUGGCGCAUGCGUAUUGGGGAGCCGAAGCCUGCGCCGCGCUGUCGCCAUUGCAAGGUUUCCCCACCAGAGCCUACCUGGCGCCAGGGGCUGGUCCAGCCCCAGGGGCCGAGUCACCGGGAGUCAUUGGUUCAAGCACCAGAGCACUUAUCACCUUCUCCCGCCAGGGUUUGGGCAGGAGGCGGAGCAGCGCAGAGGCGGUGUCAGGGGGCGGAGCAACCGGAGCGCCCUUUGUCCGAGAGAGAGAACAUCUUCCAAUUUCCCUUCUGUAUCUGCCCCGUGACCGGGCGUCAAACGCACAGCACAGCGUAGUUAUGUUUUCUCAGAAUGCUAUACUUUUUAAGGAAGGGAACGUGGAAAAGAAGGAAAUGAAUAAUGGAUCACACAUAAUCAGGUCCCAGGAGUCACUGACAUUCCAGGAUGUGGCCGUGGACUUCACCAGAGAGGAGUGGGACUGGCUGCACCCUGCUCAGAAGAACCUUUACCGAGAUGUGAUGCUGGAAAACUACAGGAAUCUGGUUGCACUUGGGCAUCAACUUCAUAAGCCAGAGGUGAUCACUCAAUUGGAGGAAGAAGAGCAGUGGAUGAUAGAAAGAGACGGCCCACCGGACACUCAUCCAGAUGGGGAAAAUAGACCUGAAGUCAAAAAAUUAACUCCAACCCAAAAUUUUUCUGAUGAAAAUCAAACCCAUGACAUGAUAAUGGAGAGACUAACUGGAGACGAUUUCUGGUACUCCAUUCUAGGAGGACUCUGGGAUUUUGAUUACCAGUUAGAGUUUCACCAAGAAAACCAGCAGAAACAUUUAGGUCAAAUAUCUUUCAUCCAAAAAAAGAUUACAAAGGAGAGAAGCCUUGAAUGUACUGGAUUUGAGGAAAACUAUAAAAUGAACUCAAAUCUUAGAAUGCAUCAGCAAAUUUCUUCAAUUGAAAUACCCCUUACUUCAGACACACAAGGAAAUAACACCAAACAUAAUUCAGAAUUGAUUUACUAUCAGGGAAACUAUAUAAGAAACAAUACUUAUGAAUAUAAUGAGUGUGGGAGAAUCUUCAAUCAGCAUGUUCUUCAUAUUAAUCAUAUUCAUACUGAAGAGAGACCCAGUGAAUGUAGGAAGGCCUUCAGCCACAAUUCAUCAUUUACCCAACCUCAGAUAGUCCUUACAGGAGAGAAGCCCUAUAAGUGUGAUGAAUGUGGGAAAAGAUUCAGCCAGAGGAUACAUCUUAUUCAACAUCAGCGAAUUCAUACAGGAGAAAAACCUUUUAUAUGCAAUGAAUGUGGGAAAGCCUUUCGUCAGCAUUCAUCCUUCACUCAGCAUCUGAGGAUUCAUACUGGAGAGAAGCCCUACAAAUGUAAUCAAUGUGGCAAAGCCUUUAGCCGAAUCACAUCCCUUACUGAACAUCAUAGACUUCAUACUGGAGAGAAACCUUAUGAAUGUAGUUUUUGUGAAAAAGCCUUUAGCCAGAGGACACAUCUUAACCAGCACGAGAGGACUCAUACAGGAGAGAAGCCCUAUAAAUGUAAUGAAUGUGAGAAAGCCUUUAGCCAGAGUGCACACCUUAAUCAACAUAGGAAAAUCCAUACUCGGGAGAAAUUAUGUGAAUAUAAUAAAUGUGAGAAUGUUUUAAGCCACAGUCCUUCACUUAAUCAGCAGCAUAUAACUCAUGGGGGGGAAAUCAUAUGA
Molecule: messenger RNA, 2025 nt
Organism: Artibeus jamaicensis (Jamaican fruit-eating bat)
Lineage: Eukaryota; Metazoa; Chordata; Mammalia; Chiroptera; Phyllostomidae
Gene: ZNF713
Product: zinc finger protein 713
Exons: 8
Coding region: 1-2025 (674 amino acids)
Biological process (GO): negative regulation of transcription by RNA polymerase II
Molecular function (GO): DNA-binding transcription repressor activity, RNA polymerase II-specific
Source: RefSeq, a predicted model, not a curated record